AUCAUUGCAUCCCGGUAGUUUUUGUGUCUCUCUGUAUUGAUAGAAGUUCAGUCAGAGAUAAUUACAAACUAGUAACUACUAAAAACUUUAGCUAAUUAAUGUAGACUAACCAGUUCUUGCCUUUUGUUUAUAGUUGUUGUUCUUUGGCAGCCAGCAGUCAAAAUAAUAGUAAUGCGUGACUAUAGCUAUAGCUUGGCUUUGAAACCUGUUCGAGCUAGGCUAACGAGAAACUAGCCAACGACACCGAAAAGUUAGCGGUUUGCUAACUAGAAAGUAAGCUCAUGCUAACCAAUUGCUUUGCUAGCUAGUUUGAAAGGGAAAUUAGUCACUUUACAUUUCUUAACUUGUUCUAACGAUAGCUAACGAUAGACAAGGCUCCUUUAUUCUAGCUAGAUUUAAGAAUGUCACUGAGCGCUGUCCACUCAACGGUGUCCAGCCUAAAAUCAUGUCAGACAGAUAUCGGAACAGGAAUGGACAUUAUUACAAAUCUUGCACUUGACUUGGUUGAAUCGCAGGAAGGUGCAGAAAACUCAGACCUAAAAAAACUGGAGGACAUGAUGGUGGACUGUGCCAGACUGGACAGAGAGAUCAACUGCGUUGAUGAGGUCGUUCACCACAUAACAACCGAGGCCAGACACCAGCAGUACCCUGAAGCUUUGUUUGCCCUGAGUGACCGGGUGAGAGACCAGUAUACUGAGGCUAUGAGCAGGCUCUCUGAUGCUGAGUUACAAAACCACGACAAGGUGGUCAGCUUCAAGGAGAGCAUUAGAAGUUCCAUAAAACAAGCCAAUUCAAACACAGCAGAGGAUACGGAGGAGGAGCUUGACGAAGACAUUGCUGUGACACAGAGUCAAGUGAACUUCAUUUGUCCCCUCACUCAGGUGGAGAUGAAGAACCCAGUGAAGAACCGGAAAUGUUGCCAUUACUACGACCAGGAAGCAGCUCUGAGCAUGAUCAAGACCAAACACGAUAACAGGAAGAAAUUCCGUUGUCCAAAGGUGGGCUGCAACAACACAGACGUGAGGAAGGAGGAUUUGAUCUUGGAUACCAUGAUGAAGAGGAUGAUUCAGAAAAAGCAGAACUCAAAGACAUGAAAUGUGAUUCCUGGAAUGUUUAUUUUAUUAAAAGUUUCAACAUUGGAGACUGUUCUGUUUGUAACAUAAGUAUCUUUUUCUUUUUUUACAAUGUAAAUUAGAUUUCUGUUUUCAAGGGAGAAACAAAGUUGUGUCCUUAAAAUAAAGUUCCUAAUUAAAGAAGCAACUCAUUUCACUCCACACAAAAAAGUUGUGUGUGGAACUUAUCAGUAACUAACCUUUGUAUUAGUCCGUAGAGAUUGCAGUUAGCAAAUGUGACCACUGGAUGGUAGUGUCUUAAUAGGUUUGUAUCUGAUAUGUCAAAUUAGUCAUAAUUAAUAAUUAGUCAAUUAUUUCUAACAGAAAAUAUUCAUGUAAUUAUUAAAAUGUGAAACGAUGGCUCGAGUUAUGCUUUAUUACCAUUUAAUGAAUACAACAGAUAUUUUGUGAAUGAAAUCUAGGAAUCCACUUGUCUGAUUUAAAUCUCUCUCCUUCUGACCCAUUCAGAUUUUUUAUCCAACAUUUAAAAAAAUAAGCCGAUUGUUGAGAUGAAUCUAGGUGAAGCUAAUCUUUUAACAAUCUUACAAUAGUGUUAUGAUUUCAGCUGCCUUCCUCUCUUUUUAGAAAAGGAAUGUUAUGCCACACCAAUCGCAGCCUAAGAUAGUUGGCAGUCAAGACUCUUAAAAUGAUUAGUCAUUCAUUCCUAUUUUCUGGGUCACUUUGAAUUAGGUUCUGCCAGUUGCCAAACUACAUUAAGUUUGAGCUGGGAAAAUGGCAGCCUGAAGAAUUUAUUUUGGAUAAACUAUCCCAAAACAUGUGCCCAUAACAUCAGCCCCAUUCCUCUGUAUCUGGGUGGGGUUUUUAGGCUGCUGGUUCAUGUCAGGGUUGGGAGAAAGUGAAGGAAUGUAUUUCAGAACAAAAGAAAUGACGUAGGACGUUUCUAUCUUCCCCACUAUUCCCUCCUGCUUUUCUUCCUCUUUCCCAACCCCCGCUCCCCAACCCUCCCCUCCUUUUGGUCUUGUUAACCUCAUCAUUGACUUGCACCACUACCCUUGACACCACUGGAAUGCAAUAGAUAGCAUGUGCUGUGGGAGUAUCUGCUGACCUUGAGGUGUUGUUGUGUGCUGUUCCACCUGGUAGCUGUGUGUACAAUAAACUUCUAGCAUGUUCAGUUACUGGUAUA
Osmerus eperlanus (European smelt) is the source of this 2256-nucleotide messenger RNA. It is a transcript of the gene nsmce2, whose product is annotated as NSE2 (MMS21) homolog, SMC5-SMC6 complex SUMO ligase. The coding region runs from base 402 to 1094 and encodes 230 amino acids. The transcript is spliced from 6 exons. NCBI's taxonomy places the organism in Eukaryota, Metazoa, Chordata, Actinopteri, Osmeriformes, Osmeridae. The record is from RefSeq and is a predicted model, not a curated record. Gene Ontology annotation, biological process: protein sumoylation; double-strand break repair via homologous recombination. Gene Ontology annotation, cellular component: Smc5-Smc6 complex; nucleus. Gene Ontology annotation, molecular function: SUMO ligase activity; zinc ion binding.